Grosmannia clavigera kw1407 is the source of this 1689-nucleotide messenger RNA. Its product is annotated as 2-methylcitrate dehydratase. The record is from RefSeq and is a predicted model, not a curated record. Lineage: Eukaryota; Fungi; Ascomycota; Sordariomycetes; Ophiostomatales; Ophiostomataceae. Gene Ontology annotation, molecular function: 2-methylcitrate dehydratase activity; 2 iron, 2 sulfur cluster binding. The coding region runs from base 1 to 1689 and encodes 562 amino acids. Gene Ontology annotation, cellular component: mitochondrion. The transcript is spliced from 2 exons.
AUGUACUCUGCCUCUCGCAGCCUCCGUCUUGCCUCUCGCGUGCUGCGCCCGCAGACCCGAUCCGCUGCUGCCCUUGGCUCUGUGCUGCUGCAGACAGGUCCAGCUCUGACCGUCUCGAGCAGGUCGUCUGGUCCGUCCUCGCAAAAGGGCUUUGUGUCGUCGCGCCGCCCGUACUCAUCGGCUCCCACGGCCAAGCCGACGAUGGCCUACGACAAGGAGAUUGACGACAUUGCGUCGUACGUGAGCGACGUGACGAUUGACUCGCCAGUAGCAAUCGACACGGCCCGCUGGAUCCUCCUGGACACGCUUGGCUGCGGCCUCGAGGCGCUGCAGUUCCCCGAAUGCACCAAGCUGCUGGGCCCAGUGGUGGACGGCACGGUGGUGCCCAACGGGACACGAGUGCCGGGCACACAUUACGUGUUGGACCCGGUCAACGGGGCGUUUAACAUUGGGGCGAUGAUCCGCUGGCUGGACUACAACGACUGCUGGCUGGCGGCCGAAUGGGGCCACCCGUCGGACAACCUGGGCGCGAUUCUCGCGGUGGCCGACUGGAUCAACCGGACGAACAAGCAGGCCGGCAGCACGGGCAAGAAGCUGGCGGGUGGACGGAUCGUGACGGUCGGCGAUGUGCUCGCGUACGCGACCAAGGCGCACGAGAUCCAGGGCAACCUAGCCAUCCUCAACUCGUUCAACAAGGUCGGCCUGGACCACGUGCUGCUGGUCAAGGUGGCCAGCGCGGCCGUGGUGGCAGACAUGCUCGGUCUCGGCAAGGACGGGAUUGCGGCCGCGGUCAGCCAGGCCUUUGUCGACGGCCAGAGCCUGCGGACGUACCGCCAUGCUCCCAACACCAUGUCGCGCAAGUCGUGGGCGGCCGGUGACGCGUGUCAGCGGGCUGUCGGACUGGCGCUGCGCGUGGCUGCCGGCGAGUCCGGCAUCCCGACAGUGCUCACGGCCAAGACCUGGGGCUUUUAUGAUGUCCUCUUCGGCGGUCGUCCGUUCGCGUUCAAUCGGCCGUACGGCAGCUACGUGAUGGAGAACGUGCUCUUCAAGGUCUCGUAUCCGGCUGAGUUCCACUCGCAGACAGCCGUCGAGGCGGCCGAGACGAUUCAUGCACAGCUCCAGGCGGCCGGCAAGACGACUGAGGACAUUGAGACGGUCACGUGUCGGACCCACGAGGCCUGCAUUCGCAUCAUCGACAAGCAGUUUGCGCCGCUCAACAACUUUGCCGACCGCGACCACUGCGUGCAGUACAUGGCGGCCGUGAUGCUCAAGUAUGGCCGGCUGACGGCCAACGAUUACCUCGACGCGUCCGAGGCGGCCACAAGUCCGGAGCUGGAUGCCCUCCGGAAGAAGAUCACGUGCGUCGAGGAUCCCCAGUUCACGACCGACUACCACGACCCGGCCAAGCGGACGAUCUCGAACGCGCUCACCGUCACGUUCAAGGAUGGCUCCGCCCUGCCCGAGGUCGUGGUCGAAGCGCCGCUGGGCCACCCGCUGCGUCGCGAGGAGGCCAAGCCGGUCAUCCUGGCCAAGUUCAAGCGCCAUCUGGAGCCGCACUUUGCACCAGCCCGCGUCGAGGAGCUCGUCCGGCUGAGCACCGACGGCAGCCGCGUCGACAAGCUGCCGGUGGACGAGCUGCUGAACCUGUACGUGGUCGAGAAGAGCAAGUUUGUCAAGGAGAACCAGUGA